AUGCUCGCCCUAACCCCCCUCCUCUGGGCCUUCCUCCCACUCACAAUAGCAUCAACCCUCCCCACGAUAAACACAACUGCCCUCACUCCCUGGCAACUCACCGCCCUCUCGACCUCCUCGCCCCCCGGCAUGCCCGCCGUGCACCCCUACUCCCACCUCUUCUUCACCAUCUCCGACCCCAACACCAUCACCCUCGGCACCACCCACUUCGGCGACGCCGGCUUCCCGCCCAGUGCCGUCAACUGUUCCGUCUGGUGGAUGAGUUUCGGCGAUGACCCGCGGGAUACAGGAGUUGAAAAUGCAUGUGAUGCGAUGCUGCCUGGGGUGCGUGGGAAAUGGACGUUUACGGUGGUGGAGGGACGGGAUCCGACGAGGGGGGUCACGACGGAUGUUGGGUUGAGGAUUGGGUUGGAGGAGGCGGUUUCGUUGGAGACGGGGGGCGUGGUGAGUGUGAGGUUUGAGGGGGAGGUGGUGUUGAGUGUGGGCGAGGAGAUGGCGGGGACGUGUGGGGGAAGUGGGGUGUGUAGUUGGGGGUUGAAGGGGGAGUUGGUGCCGGUGUUGGUGCAGCAGCGGUUGGUGGGGGUGGAGUGUGUUGCGGCGUGUGAUGUGGGGAGUGAGUAG
This is a messenger RNA of Dichotomopilus funicola, 621 nucleotides long. RefSeq lists its product as uncharacterized. Bases 1 to 621 code for a protein of 206 amino acids. The record is from RefSeq and is a predicted model, not a curated record. The transcript has a single exon. Lineage: Eukaryota; Fungi; Ascomycota; Sordariomycetes; Sordariales; Chaetomiaceae.